This is a messenger RNA of Carcharodon carcharias (great white shark), 3243 nucleotides long. RefSeq names its product carboxy-terminal domain RNA polymerase II polypeptide A small phosphatase 1-like. The coding region runs from base 370 to 1257 and encodes 295 amino acids. Gene Ontology annotation, molecular function: RNA polymerase II CTD heptapeptide repeat phosphatase activity. The transcript has 8 exons. The record is from RefSeq and is a predicted model, not a curated record. Lineage: Eukaryota; Metazoa; Chordata; Chondrichthyes; Lamniformes; Lamnidae.
GGGGGUAAGGAAGGAAGGAGGGAGGGAGGGAGAACUCCGCCGCCUUCCGAGCCUUCAGAAGCCGAGCCUUGAGCUUGGAAACGCGGCCGCAUCCUCUGGGCUGAGUCCCUCCCUCCCCGCCUGCAGCGGGCCGCCUUGAAACCGACACUGCCUGACGAUCCAUGUUAGUUUCGUGCCUCCGCUUUGAAACUGACGAGGAAAGGUUUCCAUGUUGUGAGUGACUCCUGAACCGCGCUUUCUCCUCUUCCCCCCCUCCCCUCCCCUCCUCCAUUUUAAAAAAAAAUAUCUAUUUUUUUUUCUCUGGGGAGGAGGGAGGGGGGAAAGGGGAAAAAAAAAGACUUUCUUAAAUCAAAAAAGAAGAUUUAGCUCAUGGACAAUCCGUCCAUAAUCACCCAAGUCAGCAAAGAGGAGGCGAAAACCCCGCUACGAGAGAAAGGACACCUGCCCGUCUCCAGCAAGAAACCACGGCGACGGAGCAUCUUCCAUGCCAUCUUCUGCUGCCUGCCCCAGAGCGAUGACAAUGCCAACCAGGUCCUGGGCAGCAGCAACAACAACACUUCACUGCUGCCCGAUGGCAAGAGCAGUGCCACCCAGGUUCUGUGCAGCAAUGAGGCAGAAGCAUUAGGAACAAUCGAACACAAACCUCCAGAGACGUUUAAUUCAUUCUGCAAAAAGAAGCAGAUAACUGAAACUGCUGUUACUCACCACCUUCUCCCAGAAGUGAAAGCUCAGGACAGUGGGAAGAAAUGUGUAGUGAUCGACCUGGAUGAAACUUUAGUUCACAGUUCAUUUAAGCCGGUGAAUAAUGCGGACUUCAUUAUCCCAGUGGAGAUCGAUGGCAACAUGCACCAGGUGUAUGUCUUGAAGAGGCCUUACGUAGACGAGUUUUUAAAGAGAAUGGGUGAGCUGUUUGAGUGCGUGCUGUUCACAGCUAGCCUGUCCAAGUAUGCUGAUCCCGUUGCCGAUCUCCUGGACAAGUGGGGAGCUUUCAGGACCCGGCUCUUCCGUGAAUCAUGCGUCUUCCAUCAAGGCAAUUACGUCAAGGAUCUCAGCCGGUUAGGACGGGACCUAAACAAACUCAUCAUCAUCGACAACUCUCCGGCUUCAUACGUCUUCCAUCCAAACAAUGCUGUGCCCAUUGCUUCUUGGUUUGAUGACAUGUCUGACACAGAACUGCUGGACCUCAUCCCUUUCUUUGAGAGACUCUCGAAGGAGGAGAACAUUUUCACAUUGCUGCAGGAACACAAGUCUAGCUAGCACUGAGCCAGAUUGUGAUUGAACGGGGUUGUGGAGCCCUUACCACCACCACCCACCACCCCCCGACCCCAGGGGAGUCUCAUCUCUUAACAAAGCCAUGAUUCCUCUUACCAGCGUGCCUUUGAGAGAAAACAGCAACUGCGAGGACUGUGCAUCCUGCCAGAGAAAUGAGAUGCACAAAGACUGGACCGAUCACGUCCCACAGCACUUAACAGAAAUCAGGGAUGGCUCCUCCCACACUUGGAUACAUUCUCCCUUGCUCUGUCUUUCCACGAAUUGGAAUCUGGGGUAUUGGGUUGUGUGUGGGGUGGGUGGAGGGGGGGGUGUCAUUGGGGGGUAAUCUCAUCCAUUGGUUUGGCCAUCCUUCUCUCCUCUCGCCCCUCCCCUAACCCCCUUGUUGGGUGCACAGUGAGGAGCAGGGAUUGGAUCAGCCAUGCUGGCAGGCGAUUGGCGGGACUGAGAGUCGGGGGCUAACGGGAGGUGACUGAUUCAGGAAGCAAAGCUGAAACGAAAGCUUGAAAAGGCACAACCAGGCAUAAGAGAGGCCAAAGGGAAGUAUUGUUCUGCUGGGCUGACCUGAGUUUCCAUCAUGUGUGAUUGGGGUGGAGGGAGUAGGGAGCCCUCUGCUCUCCCCUGGGGAUGGGGCAGGCAGAGCUGUCAUCCUCCUGUUGAUUUACUCCCCCAGCCUGCACUCUGAGGGUUAACAGUGCAGCUUCAACAGGUUGCAUGUUUUCUCUCUCUCUCUCUCUCUCUCUUCAGUUACCAGUCUCGGUGAUUUGAGGGCGUCUCACCCUUGUGAGUAAUAAAGAGCACUACGAUGGCUAAGACCAGUCUUGCUGGGGUCCUUCCAAGCUAACAGCACCCACAACCCCCUUGCGUCCCCUCCCCCGACCAUGGCCAUCCCACACGGGGAGGGGGGUGAAGGAGGACAGUUUUGAGGCUGAAAGCUCUCUGAGGUGGAGGGAGAGUGAAGGGGAGGGGUUGUGUGUGUGUGUGUGUGUGUGUUGCAGGCUGGGUGUGCGAGGGACAGAAUCCUGGGAUUGGCGUUGGAGUUUCCCAUACAUUUACUGUUGAGCUGCCCUCUUUCCUGGGGCCUAACCUCCAUUCAGUUCAGUUUUAUUUUUAUUAUUUAAUAAUGAAAUCCUCUGGCAGCUUCCUAUAGAUCCUGGGUGGAGGAGGGCAGAGAAAGUCUGUGAAAUACAAACUCAGGAACUCCCUCGUCAUCAAAGUGUAUGGUUCAGGCCCCCAGAGAUUCAAAGAAAUCCUGUGGUGAAGCUGAGGGGCUUUUUAACCCUCAUUCCCUUCCCGUUGCCCCCUACGCAUGCUGGAGUGUGGAUCUGGAGUGAGGGGGAAGUUAUAACCCCUCCUGUCCCUCAGCCUCUGAAAGAAUGCAAAAAAAAUAAAGCACAAAAACAGACCACUCGGCCCAACUGGUCCAUGCUGGUGUUUCUGCUCCACAUGAGCCUCCUCCCUCUCCCUCUUCACCUCACCCUGCCAGCAUACCCUUCUAUUCCUUUCUCCUUUGCGUACAUGUCCAGUUUUCCCCUUCAAUGUAUCGAUACUAUUCACUUCCACCACUCCCUGUGGGAGUGAGUUCCACAUUCUCCCCGCUCUCUGGAUAUAGGAGUUCCCCCCGGAUUCCCGAUGGGGUUUAUUGGGGACUACCUGAUACUGAUGGCCCCUAUUUCUGGCCUCUUCCCCAUAAAUGGAAACAGCUCUAUGUCUACAGUCAUACGGACUGGUUUCCUUACCUAACCCCUGGGCAGGACUAUGGCAAAGGCUGGGCCAGGGGCACAGUUUAUGCUGAUUCUAUUUCUUCAGUAGUGGUGCAGUUUGACACUGUGCCAAGUUAUUGCCAAUUUAAUCAUUUUUAAAUUAUUACAUUCAAUAAAUGUAAUUAAAUUUAAUUGAUUACAAUUAAAUUUCUUAGUAAAUGUAAUUGUUUAUAAUUAAUUCAAUUCAAUAAUUGAAUAUAAUUCAAUUUAA